AUGGCCUCGCUGGCCUUGUGGCGGAUGUCCUGGCUCGACAUUCUAAGGAUCGGGAGGUGGAAGCACCAGCAGGCGAGGGAUGGGGCAAAAAGGGUCCUUCAACUGUAACCAACUGUCGGAUGAUGACUACCAUCUCGAGGGCCCGAAAAUUUAUAGUAUCGGGCUUCGUGUCACCACUUCACACCUGUCCCUUCAAUUACGCUUCAACUUGUGGGCCAACGGAUCUGUCUCCCCCCCUCUCUCUUUCUAUCUCUCUCUCUCUCUCUCUCUGAGAAGAGGUCAACGGUUGGGUGACGUGUGAAGUGGGUCCGAUUCCUGACUCGGCGGUCUUCCGAUGGAAUUAGUUAAAUAAACUUAAUUAUGGAAAUAAAUAGUAAAUUCGAGAAUCAAACCCGGUUCAGCGGAUUUGCUUGACUCGAAACUGUCCCAGAGUCGGUAAUGGGCUGAUCAGACGGUCUAGUUUGCGCAAUCCGUAUAAGCCAUACGGUGAACCCCGCGUGGAGAUUGGCCUACGUCGUCUGUUCGAUCGGACGGUCGAGAAACCUGCGUGGAUUCGAAGCAGAGAGGAUCUGCUUAAUAGGGUUCGCCGGCUUUACACCUGGCUGCGUUUGUUUUAUUUUUCCCUCCCUCUCCUCCUCGAGCUCUUCCCGUGUUCAGGUCGGUGGGCAGGAAGGCGGCGUCAAGGAGCUCCUAGGUUUGCUCGGGCGUCAUCGUCCUCCCGUGAGGGUUUCUAUUCUUUUCCAUUUCCCAGGCGACGCAUGACGCGUCUUCCGGGUGUCGCCGGGUUUUUUGUGACCGGGGUUUUUGUUGUCUGUUGUUCUUCUUAGAAGGCAGUGGCAAUGCAGCAAGCGGUGGACUGCCCUAACUUCAAGCUCGUCAUCGUUGGCGAUGGAGGAACCGGUGGCGCCUCUCUCUUAGUUUCGUUUGAGCAUAUCAUCUUUCUUUUUAUGCACGUUCUACGUUCGUUUGUUUGGGUUCCCUGGGGAUGGUGUCAAAUAUUUUCAUUAGGAAAUGGCAAUGCUUUAAGAUGACGAAGGUGAAAAUUUUCAAUGUCAUGUACUUUCGGCUCCAUAUACAUGUCAAGCAGCGCUCAUAUUUGGGGAAUCGUUUCAUGUUUAGGUUUCCCCCAACGUUUGUGUAAGCAAAUAGGAACUGAAAUUAAAUAAUGGGCAUGCAUUAUAUUAUAAGAGUUUUCGUGAUGCUCGACUGAAAAAUUUAGAAUAGGAAAUAUGGGCUAUGGAAAAUAUCUAGGACCUAUGUUUCAUGAUGCCGGACGCAAAGUCCUUCUCCUCGUGUUGCACUUUUUGAAUCUCGAUCCUUGAUCCGUUGCAUGUGUUCCGGCGCCUUAUGCUCAUAGCUAGUUGCUAAGGUUUCUGAUUUAACAAUUUAAAAUUUUAAUAAUUUAAUUUUUUUGCAGGGAAAACUACAUUUGUGAAAAGGCAUCUCACUGGAGAGUUUGAAAAGAAAUACGAACGUAUGUGCCUUUUUUAUGUUAAUGUGUCCCGGCGUCAUUUAGAUCUUUAGAAGGUAAGCCUUUAAGAUGUCAUUUAUCUCAUUUAAUAUUUAUUUUGCAGCGACCAUCGGUGUUGAGGUUCACCCUUUGGAUUUCUUCACUAAUUGUGGAAAAAUCCGUUUUAAUUGCUGGGACACUGCUGGUCAAGAGAAGUUCGGUGGCCUUAGAGAUGGAUACUAGUAAGUUCUGUAAUUUAUUUUUGCAUUUAUGACAACUUGUAUAUAUCACAUCUUGUCAUAUGUGCUUGAUUUAGGUACUUUUAUUCUCAUUUCUUAUUCCUAACGUGAUUCUUUCCGCAAUUAGUAUUGAUUUAGGCUUGAACAAGCUGCUUUAUUCAGUUUUUUUGUGUUUUCCAUUGUUCUUCAGAAUGCAAAAGCGUUUUCCGUUUGUUGGGCUGUUUCUGAUGAGUUCGUGACUGUUAUCGCAGAUUUUUAUGUAACUUUUUGUAAUUUUUAUACUGAAGUGGAUAAUACUUUUUUUUCCUUAUGGGUCAUAUGAUCAAGGACUUUGGUCGCUUGACUGUUGAGUCGUCGAUUAUAGUUGUAUUGGAAUGGAGCAUGUUUUACCAUCUUCACUGCUGAACCUGAGAGUGAAAAGAACCCUAUUACUAUUGACUUAUUGCAAAGAAUAUCCUCUUUCCUUCCUCUUGGCUUGUGUUCUUCCCAGGUUCUCCCGACCUGGAGUCAGUCAAUAAUUCGAGCAUAUUCUCUUGCUUGUCUGACUUGAUCUUUAACUUCAUUGCAGCCCUUGGGGUUGUGACACCUAGAUAUAUCUAGAACACGGGGUGACCAAUGAAUUGUCCCAUUAUCAGAUCAAUAAGUGCCCCUGAUGAAAUCACUCCUGCCAGUGCUGGUUGAGAGCCAUGUGACAAUAGUAACAUCAAUGCAGUUCCCUGCACCACAGUUCAAAAGUAGCAUUAUCCCCACUGGGUGAGGUCAGGUGGCUGGUUACAAAAUCUUCUGGGUUAUAGGAAGUCUCUCACCUUGUUGGAAUGAUUGUUUGAUGGGACCUUUUCAUGAUUUGAAGCUAAAUCUUCGCUGGUCAGGGAUAAAAGUAGCUGCUUCGGUUUCACCGAAAGCAUUGAUGCAAAGGAGAUAAUUUUAAUAGGGAUUCAUUUCCGCACCUGAUAUACUAUAUGAUAAUCACCUCAUGCAUUCUUGCUGGUUAUUAAUGGUUUACUAUAUUUCAUCUACAGCAUCAACGGGCAAUGCGCUAUCAUCAUGUUCGAUGUCACUGCUCGGUUGACAUAUAAGAAUGUGCCCACAUGGCAUCGCGAUCUGUGCCGGUUCGUGACGUCUUUCUCAAACUGUUUUCUCUCCUGAUCGAGAGAACCAUUCUGAAUGUCGUCAAAUCUUGAAACAGGGUGUGUGAGAAUAUCCCAAUAGUCCUCUGUGGCAACAAGGUCGAUGUCAAGAACAGGCAAGUGAAGGCCAAGCAAGUGACUUUCCACAGGAAGAAAAAUCUGCAGUACUAUGAGAUCUCUGCCAAGAGCAACUACAACUUUGAGAAACCCUUCCUUUAUCUUGCUAGAAAGCUCGCAGGGUACAGUGAACCGUCCCCUUCCUCUCGGGCAUUAUUCCUUCACACCCUGCUUUUUUUGUUCAACCCUAACCAUGUGAACCCCCUUCUCUUCCCCAGGGAUCCCAAUCUUCACUUCGUCGAGUCUCCAGCCCUCGCCCCACCUGAAGUGCAGAUCGACUUGGCUGCGCAGCAACAGUGAGCAUAUUCCCCUCCUGCCACGCCCUCUUUAAUCUAUAGGCUUCAUUCUUCAUUACGCUCUCUUCUCUGCAGGCAUGAGGCUGAUCUUGCUGCUGCUGCCGCUCAGCCGCUUCCAGAUGACGACGAUGAUGCUUUUGACUGA
Messenger RNA from Spirodela intermedia, 3374 nucleotides. The record is from the annotation of a GenBank genome assembly. Lineage: Eukaryota; Viridiplantae; Streptophyta; Magnoliopsida; Alismatales; Araceae.